UUCGCCUCAUGAAGUUUCCAGAAAAUUGCUGUUGAAUGAUUUUGCACCUCGCGCGAUCCAGAAACGCUGAGAAAGUAUUUACUGAAGGGUUUGACUUUAUUAAUCCCUAGGAAGCCACCAUUUCUCCAGAUCUCUGUUGAUUUCAUCGAGGAGUUGAGAGAACAAAACCCUUUCCUGUUUUUCACAGAGAAAAUCAUCGGAUCCAGGAGGUCUCCUGCGGUUUUUGAGGACGACUAGUGAAUUGGAAAAUGGCAAAGUGGGGCGAGGGUGAUCCACGAUGGAUUGUUGAGGAGAGACCUGAUGCCACUAACGUCAAUAAUUGGCACUGGACAGAAAAAAAUGCCUGUGCCUGGUCCAAGGAGAAGAUCAAGGAGUUGUUCAAGAACUUCAAAAUCGAGGGAGACGAAAUGAGUGCAAAAAUAACUGACAUAGAGACGUGUGACGGUGAGGCAGUAGUCAAUAACAGAAAGGGAAAGUUGAUAUUUUUUUACGAGUGGAAUUUAGUCCUGAAGUGGGUAUUUUCGAAGGAUAAGACAAUCGAGGGAAAGAUCAACAUUCCGAAUCUUUCUGAGGAGAAUGAUAUCUCUGAAGUCGACAUUGAGAUCACUCUGAAGUCAAGUACUGACGAGGGUGAGGCAGUCAAGCAUUUCUUGCAUACUAAAGGAAAGGAAUUCAUCCGAGAACGGCUAAAAGAAUACGUUGCAGCUCUUAAGCAAGAAUUUACCAAGGGGAUGAUUCUCCCCAAGAAGGACGAGAAUCAAGCAAUAACGAAAAACUGCAAGACAGCGAUUAACGUUAAAGCACAAAUGAAUGCCACUGUAGUAUCAAAUAACAAAACCCCUGGGUAUAAAAUUUCAACGACAACUGUCAAGCAGCAGCAGAAAUUUCAGUGUCGAGCCCCAGAGUUUUUCAAUGUUUUAACAACUACGGAAAUGGUUCAAGCAUUUACGAAAGGACCUGUAAGACUCGAACCAACGAAAAAUGGAAAAUUCGAACUCUUUGGAGGAAAUAUUCAUGGAGAAUUCGUGGAAUUAUCACCAACGAAAAUUGUACAGAAGUGGAGAUGUAAACAAUGGCCUGAGGGACAUUUUAGCGAAGUUGUACUUGAUAUUAAUGAGAAAUCGGAUCAUACUGAGGUUGUUCUCACUCACACUGGAGUUCCUUCCAGUGAGGAAGAUUCGACUAAAGAAAAUUGGGACAGAUACUAUUGGGACGCCAUAAAACGAACCUUCGGCUUCGGUUACUUCAUGUGAUCUCAAUUCUCUCUACACCGUAUUUAUUUAUUGAUAAGUAGCACGAUGGGAUAACUCAACACAAAAUUACAGAAAAUAAAAAUGAGGUACAGAUCGAACCAUAUGUCUUCAAACAGUAAUGAAGUGGUGAAAUGAAUUAAAUUCCAUAAUCUCGUCGAAUUUACCUAGACGAGUGGCUCUCCGAGAAAAUUUAUCAAUAAUUUUCCCACGACUCGUCAUUGAGAUUAUUCAGUGUUUUGAGAUGUUUCGUCACUUCCCCCAUACACCGACCACUGCUUUAUCGAUUAACCAGGAUCGAUUGAUAAUUGGUUAUGGCCAAUUGAGGAAUUUCAGCAAUGUUGAUUACAAUCAGGCUCGGAGGAGAGUUGUAUACAUGAAUUUAGUUUCAAUUGUCAUGA
Messenger RNA from Fopius arisanus, 1651 nucleotides. RefSeq names its product activator of 90 kDa heat shock protein ATPase homolog 1. Gene Ontology annotation, molecular function: ATPase activator activity; protein-folding chaperone binding. Gene Ontology annotation, cellular component: cytosol. Bases 249 to 1253 code for a protein of 334 amino acids. The transcript has 3 exons. Lineage: Eukaryota; Metazoa; Arthropoda; Insecta; Hymenoptera; Braconidae. Gene Ontology annotation, biological process: protein folding; positive regulation of ATP-dependent activity. The record is from RefSeq and is a predicted model, not a curated record.